AUGUUACGAAUUUUUUCUCUGCUAUGUUUAGUCAUGGGAUCUCAGUCCGCUUCGGCGCCGUUUAUCAAACCAUGCAAACCCUCCGAUGGUGCAUGCAUCCUGGCUUCAUCCAGAGCCGCCAUGCCAGACUUUACUAAGGGCUCACAGGAUCUGGGUAUAAAAAGUUUGGAUCCGAUGCACUUCAAAGAGAUCAAAAGUGACCACGCCGGUCUGAAGCUUUUGCUUAAGGAUUCUACGAUUAAAGGUCUUAAAGAUUGCGAUCUUCAAACUAGCAAGCUCGAUACAAGCAAAAUGAAGCUGACGAUACACUUAAAAUGCAACACAGUAGUGACGGGAGACUACAAACUUGAUGGCAAGCUUCUCGUCCUGCCCGUGCAAGGCGAGGGAAAAUACUCUAUAGAUAUACGUGACAUCGUUAUCAAAAUAGUUGUGGAUCUAGCUACUGUAACUGGUGCAGAUGGCAAGCCGCAUUGGCAUAUCACCAAAUUUAAACACAACUUCAAAGUAUUGACUGGAACGACCUUCGACUUCAAGAAUCUGUUCAACGGCAAUCAAGUAUUAGCUCAACCAGUACUUGAAUUCGCUAACACCAAUUGGAAGGACGUAAUGGAUGAGAUUUCACCGCCAGUAAUUGAAAUAACUGUCACAGAAGUUCUUAAAUCAGUGGAAGCUUUGUUUAAAGCGGUACCCAUCGAGAAACUUGUUUCU
This is a messenger RNA of Brenthis ino (lesser marbled fritillary), 708 nucleotides long. NCBI's taxonomy places the organism in Eukaryota, Metazoa, Arthropoda, Insecta, Lepidoptera, Nymphalidae. The record is from the annotation of a GenBank genome assembly.